Messenger RNA from Komagataella phaffii GS115, 1386 nucleotides. RefSeq names its product Essential ATP-binding protein required for DNA replication, component of the pre-replicative complex. The coding region runs from base 1 to 1386 and encodes 461 amino acids. Gene Ontology annotation, cellular component: nucleus. NCBI's taxonomy places the organism in Eukaryota, Fungi, Ascomycota, Pichiomycetes, Pichiales, Pichiaceae. Gene Ontology annotation, molecular function: DNA replication origin binding; ATP binding; ATP hydrolysis activity. The record is from RefSeq and is a predicted model, not a curated record. Gene Ontology annotation, biological process: mitotic DNA replication checkpoint signaling; DNA replication initiation; cell division. The transcript has a single exon.
AUGAAUAGUCCUCCAGUGACUCCACAGAAGAAGCGUAUUCUUACUGAGAUCAAUGGUCUUCCCACGCCAAAGAGAACGAAGGUCAAAGAGCGACAUGCCACUACUGUCUACUCUCAGGUCAAAACCGUUUUCCAGAGAGGGUCCUUACCAGACAUCGACACCGACGGAUAUUCUCUCCAUGGCAGAUCAAAAGAGGCCAAUAUUCUAAAGAGCUUCUUGGAGAAAGGCCUUGCGGACUUGGAAAGCAAUUCCUUGUACAUCUCCGGACCUCCAGGAACGGGUAAGACAGCUCAACUCAAUGCCGUGCUAGCCUAUCUUUUCCCAAAGAAAUCCGGAACCUUCAACACGUAUCAAAUUGAAAAGAACGGGCAAUCGAUCAGCAGAUUACUGUCUGUCUCCAAAAUAAACUGCAUGACUAUCAACAGACCAGACGAAAUCUACCACAGCAUUUACCGACAAAUUCAGAGUUGCAACAUUUUCCAUGACGCUAAAUGUUCAUCCGAGCAACUUGAGAAGAUCCUAAGUGAUGAGGAUGUCGCCGAUAUGCAUAUCAUUGUUCUGGAUGAACUUGAUAACUUGAUCGCUAAGAAUCAACGGGUCUUAUUUCAACUAUUCUCCUGGGCUUCUCACUUAACGGGUGCAGGUGGUCCCAGGUUGAUUCUAAUAGGGAUAGCAAACGCGUUGGACCUGACUGACAGAUUUAUACCGAGGUUGAAGACUAACGGCAUCAGUCCAAACUUAUUACAAUUUCACCCAUAUAAUGGUGACCAGAUAAAGACGAUCAUCACCAAAAAAAUACAAUGUCUACCUCACAGAAACACAAACCAGAUUAUACAUCCUGCUGCACUGCAAUUAUGUGCACGUAAGGCCUCUUCAAGCACAGGUGAUUUGAGAAAAGCCUUCGAUGUCCUCUACCAAUCGAUAGAGUUAGCAGAGGCUUCAGCAAAAAGAAAGAUGGAUCCCAUAAAGUUUGCCAACCUCCAACUGCAUGAAAUUCCUCCCAUAACAGUUGCGGAGAUAGCCAAGGCCUUCAAUGCCUCAAACUUGGGAAAAGGUAAGCAGUUUCUGGCCAAACUAAACAUACAACAGAAAACUAUUCUAUGUGCUCUGAGCAAAUGCUCUGGGAACAAAAGCAUCACGAUUAACUCUUUAUACGAGUUCUACAAGACAAAAAUUGAUUUUGAUCCAUUGACUGGGUCGUUGAAGAAGACUGAGUUCAUCGACAUCCUAUCGAUGUUGGAAAGUCAUGGAGUUAUCUCCAUGGGGAACAAUUCCUCUAGAUUAUCUAAUGUUGGAAACUCAAAAGUUGCUUGUAUAACUGCAGAGCAUGAGAUCCGAUCCAGUAUCCAGAAUUUGCCUCUUUUGGAGAAGAUAAUGAAUGGAUAG